GGGUAGGUCGUCACUAGGAAGCGCCGGCAAGCUGUUCAGGCCGAGAGGAGGUGCCGGUUGUCACCUGAGUUCGGUGUGUGUCAGAUCGCUUUGUCUUCUCCUCAGCCCGAUGGAUAUCAUGAAGCAGGCGCCGACCUUCCGCUAUCCGGAGACCUUUCGUGAUGAGAGUGCGGUUGAUGACUACCAUGGUGUAAAGGUGGCUGAUCCAUACAGGUGGCUUGAAGAUCCCGACAGUGAUAAGACAAAGGCAUUUGUUGAAGCUCAGAAUAAUUUGACAAUGCCUUUUCUUGAGCAAUGUCCAGUUCGAAAGCUAUUUAAGGAUCGGAUGACAGAACUCUAUGACUAUCCCAAGUAUAGCUGCCAUUUCAAGAAAGGAAAAAGGUAUUUCUAUUUCUACAAUUCGGGUCUUCAGAAUCAAAGAGUAAUGUAUGUUCAGGAUUCUCUAGAUGAUGAACCAAGAGUAUUCCUGGAUCCUAAUACAUUUUCCGAAGAUGGAACAAUUGCUCUUCGAGGCUAUGCUUUCACAGAAGAUGGGGAGUAUUUUGCCUAUGGGUUAAGUAACAGUGGCUCAGACUGGGUAACCAUCAAGUUCUUGAAAGUUUGCAACCAGGAAGAACUGCCAGAUGUUCUGGAGAGAGUAAAAUUUAGUUGCAUGUCUUGGACCCACGAUGGUGUUGGAAUGUUUUAUAACCGUUAUCCUGAACAAGAGGGAAAAAGUGAUGGUACGGAAACAUCCAGCAACCUGCACCAGAAGCUCUAUUAUCAUGUCCUGGGAACAGACCAAUCUAAGGAUGUUUUAUGUGCCGAGUUUCCAGAUAACCCUAAAUGGAUGGGAGGUGCUACGGUCUCUGAUGAUGGUCGGUAUGCACUAUUGUCUAUCAGUGAGGGCUGUGAUCCGGUUAACCGUCUGUGGUAUUGUGAUUUGCACAAGCAACCAAAUGGCAUUAAGGGUAUUCUUUCAUGGGAAAAGCUCAUAGAUAACUUUGAUGCAGAAUAUGAUUAUAUCACAAAUGAAGGGACUGUCUUCACAUUUAAGACCAAUCGUAAUGCCCCAAAAUACAAGCUAAUUAACAUAGACUUCAGUGACCCUGUGGAAUCCAGGUGGAAAGAACUUGUUCCAGAGCAUGAGAAGGAUGUAUUGGAAUGGGUGGCCUGUGUUCAUUAUAAGUUCCUCGUUGCGUGCUACCUCCACGAUGUGAAGAAUGUCUUGCAGCUGCAUGAUCUUGCCACUGGCCACCAUCUUAAAACGUUACCUUUGGAUGUUGGCAGCAUUGUAGGAUACAGUGGUCAGAAGAAGGACUCUGAGAUUUUUUACCAGUUCACGUCAUUUUUAUCACCAGGCAUAAUUUAUCACUAUGACCUGACCAAAGGUACAGAAGAGCCAAAAGUUUUCCGGGAAGUUACUGUCAAAGGUUUUGAUCCAUCGGACUACCAGACCGUACAGGAGUUUUACACCAGCAAAGAUGGAACCCAGAUACCUAUGUUUAUUAUCCAUAAAAAGGGUAUUGUUUUGGAUGGUUCUCACCCAGCAUUUCUCUAUGGCUAUGGAGGCUUUAACAUAUCCAUCACACCAAGCUACAGUGUUUCCAGACUUAUAUUUGUAAGGCACUUAGGUGGCAUACUUACUAUUGCCAACAUCCGGGGAGGAGGAGAAUAUGGAGAAACCUGGCACAAAGCUGGCUGUUUGGGUAAGAAGCAAAACUGUUUUGAUGACUUCCAAUGUGCAGCUGAAUUUCUGAUUAAGAAAGGAUAUUCCUCUCCUCAGAACAUCACCAUUAAUGGAGGAUCAAACGGUGGCCUUUUAGUAGCUGCCUGUGCAAAUCAACGUCCUGACCUUUUUGGAUGUGCGAUUGCUCAAGUUGGUGUUAUGGACAUGCUGAAAUUCCACAAGUUUACCAUCGGUCAUGCUUGGACCACAGACUAUGGCUGCUCCGACAAGAAGGAACAAUUUGAGUGGCUAUACAAGUACUCACCACUUCAUAAUAUUAAAGUGCCUGAUGAUGGAAAACAGUACCCAUCCACAUUGCUUCUCACAGCUGACCAUGACGAUAGAGUUGUCCCUUUACACUCUCUGAAAUUCAUAGCCACUUUACAGCAAGUUGUGGGCCAAAGUCCGAAGCAGCACAAUCCCCUCUUCAUCCAUGUAGACACCAAAGCUGGCCACGGGGCAGGAAAGCCAACUACUAAAGUGAUUGAGGAGGUUGCUGACAUGUUUGCCUUCAUUGCACAAUGCCUGAACCUAAGUUGGAUAGAAUAAAUGAAAGUGAGCAAGUUUCCAUUUUUAUACAAGGGCUUUUAUGUCGGAUAAGAAACAUCAAUGUGAUUUCCUAGCACAUCUUUUAAUCUAUCCUUAUUACUUGAGGUGAAUGAUAAAAUUGGAAUUAUGUGGGUAUCAGCAAAUGAAUCUUUGUGUUACAAUGUGUUUGAGUUUUAUUCAUGGUGAUACUGUAACUUUGUAAGCAUAUUUUGUCCACACAACAUAUAUGAAAUUGAAAUCAUCUAAACAACAAUGGUGCAUAUCAAAUAAAAUGAUUACCUUCCCA
Rana temporaria (common frog) is the source of this 2543-nucleotide messenger RNA. RefSeq names its product prolyl endopeptidase (gene PREP). Gene Ontology annotation, molecular function: serine-type endopeptidase activity; oligopeptidase activity. Gene Ontology annotation, cellular component: cytosol. Gene Ontology annotation, biological process: proteolysis. The coding region runs from base 110 to 2257 and encodes 715 amino acids. The transcript has 15 exons. NCBI's taxonomy places the organism in Eukaryota, Metazoa, Chordata, Amphibia, Anura, Ranidae. The record is from RefSeq and is a predicted model, not a curated record.